AUGGCGCCGGUCACGCUCGUGCUCGCCUCCAUCAUCGGCCGGUCGGCGGCCUUGGCGCUGCCGAAGGCCGCGCGGCUCGCGCGGCGCCCGUCGCUCGGUCGGCGGCUCUCGGCGAGCGGCGGCGCCGUCGCCGAGGAGAAGAAGGUGCCCGUCACGCUCCUGUCCGGCUUCCUCGGCGCGGGCAAGACGAGCCUCCUCCAGAGCCUGUUGAAGACCGCGGCGCGCGACGCGGACCUCAAGGUCGGCGUCGUCGUCAACGACAUGGCCGCGGUCAACAUCGACGCGAAGCUCAUGCACUCGCCCUUCGAAGGCGGCGGCCGGGACCAGCCCGCGGAGUUCGUGGAGAUCGGCGACGGCUGCGUCUGCUGCACCAUGGCCGACGAGCUCUUCAGCACGCUCGCCCAGCUCAGCGGCGUCUCCGCGGCCAAGGGCUACGCCUACGACCACAUCGUCGUCGAGGCGACGGGCGUCGCGGAGCCGCGGAAUUUGCGCGACCAGUUCCAGGACGCGGAGGCCGCGGGCAUGCCGCUGCUCGAGUCCGUCGCGCUCGACACGCUCGUGACCGUCGACCGGCCGGACCUCGCGGCCGCGUCCAAGGACGACCCCCUCGCGUCGCUGCUCCACCGCUUCGACGGGUCGUCCAUGCGCGCCGUCGUCGACCUGCUCGUGGAGCAGGUCGAGUGCGCGGACGUCGUCCUCCUCAACAAGGCCGACCUCGUGACCGACGAGCAGAUGGCGCGGCUGCGGACGAUCAUCUCCGCGCUCAACGCGAACGCGAAGGUCUACACGUGCGAGCACGGCGAGGCGAAGCUCGACCGCGUGCUCGCCGUGGCCGGCGCCGAGGGCGCCGCGGGCCUCGGGCCCGUCGACGAGCACAAGGUCGCCGAGCGCUUCGGCAUCGAGUCCUUCGUCUACGCGCGGCGGCGGCCCUUCGCGCCGUCGCGCCUCGGCGCCGUGCUCCGCGAGCUGCCCGCGGACGUCGACCUCGGCGCGGCGCUCGCGACGCUCGUGCGGUCCAAGGGCUUCCUCUGGCUCGCGUCGUCCCACGACGCGGCCUACUACUGGAGCCACGCGGGCGCGUUCUUCAACGCGGAGCUCCUCGGCCGCUGGUGGGCGACGCUCCCCGAGGAGCACUGGCCCGAGGACCUCAAGCCGUCGAUCCUCGCGGACUUCGACGGCGACUCGCCCGACGGCGACCGCCGCCAGGAGAUCGUUUUCAUCGGCGCGGACCUCCUCGCCAAGCAGGGCACCAUCGAGGCCGCGCUCGACGGCUGCCUCCUCACGGACGACGAGCUCGCGGCGUACCGCGGCGCGGACGACGCCGCGCUCGAGGCCCUCUUCCCCUCGGACCUCAAGAUCAAGGCCUAG
This is a messenger RNA of Aureococcus anophagefferens, 1368 nucleotides long. RefSeq lists its product as hypothetical. The record is from RefSeq and is a predicted model, not a curated record. The transcript has 4 exons. The coding region runs from base 1 to 1368 and encodes 455 amino acids. NCBI's taxonomy places the organism in Eukaryota, Pelagophyceae, Pelagomonadales, Pelagomonadaceae.